Molecule: messenger RNA, 2531 nt
Organism: Pieris brassicae (large cabbage white)
Lineage: Eukaryota; Metazoa; Arthropoda; Insecta; Lepidoptera; Pieridae
Exons: 11
Coding region: 91-1269 (392 amino acids)
Source: RefSeq, a predicted model, not a curated record
CUGUGGAGGUAAGCCAGUGCCGUGCAAACCUGCGCUCAGGCCGCCCGUCAUGCCGCGUUGAGUCCUAUAAAAAAGUGUUUUAAGUGAAUCAUGUGCCAAUCUUGGAGAUAUUUCUUCGCCGGCGUGUUGCUGGCGACAGUCACUGCACAGAAUACAGAGAGCAGUGGAGACUUCACGCCGGUUGUAACUGCAACAUGUAAGAGUGGAGUUAUGUCAAUUAGAAUCAACUUCAGCCUGCCCUUCAGUGGAGUAACACAUGCUCGUGAAUACAGAAAUCCAGCUUGCAUGGCGAUGGGUAAUGGAAGUGAAACUGUGGGUUUCGAUAUUAAUCUCAACGCUGUCAAAGGCUCGCCUGACUAUUGUGGAGUUUUCUGGAAUAACCGAACAGACGAGCGCUCCUUGCCACUAGCAGUACGUGUUCACAGGACAUUGGAGCUUGCUGACGACAAAUUCUAUGUCAUCACAUGUGGCAAGGCCGGCUUUAGAAACGCAAGAAACGAAACGUCAUUGGUUUCUUUACGAUUGCUAAAUUCGGAGGGUAGGAAAGUAUUGAAUGCGGCUUAUGGUCUGCCUUACACACUCCGAGCUGAGAUGAGCAAACCGGACGGAACACACGGCAUUCGCAUGAGAAAUUGUUUUGUUUUCAACAUGCGUAAUAACACCGUGGAUCUUCUCGACAGGAGAGGAUGUCCUGCAAAGCAACAAACCCUAAUCGUUAGGUCUGACACGACCACCGCUGAAAUAGCAAUACCGCAAAUGUUCAGGUUCUCUGACUCCUCACAAAUCAACUUCCAGUGUGACAUAGGAAUUUGUAAAGGCACCUGUGCAAAGAUAGAUUGUUCCAUCGAUGGUCCAGAACCGAACGACGAGGAGGGUUCAGUCACAGCCUCAACCGGAGUUUUUGUCCUAGAUCCAAACGAUAGUGCAGUUGCAGCUCUAGCUUGUGUGGAUGAAGGUGUCCAUCCACUCUGGCUUCUAUACUUGGCAAUCGCUCUUGGAGUCAUGUUCCUGGUGAUGCUCCUCAUCAACUGUUUCCUCUGCACUGCCAUGACGUGCUCCUGCGCUAGGACUGAUGUUAUAGAAAAGGAUCCGUCAGUAGUCGAAGAUUAUGACCCUUACCGCAGCUGGCAUGGAAGUCAAUAUGGAAGUCGAUAUCCAUCCUCCACCAUACACUCAGCGAGAUCGGUAUCUGAUAACAGCGAUCACUACGCAAUAGUACAGUCGAGACCCGGAAGUCGACACUCAGGCAUGCAUCGAAGUCGACAUUGAUAAUAGAAGAAUCUGGAUGGAUAUUUAAUCUAGUCUGGAAUGAUAAAAGGAAAUAAUCGAAAAAGCAACAUUGUAAUUUAUAUACUGUUACACGAGGCGAGUUACUGGCCUGUACCUUUAGUAUAAACUUUUCGAUAGUUUCUCAAGUAUUCGUAUAGUUGAUAUGUUAAUGUCAGUUUGUAGGAAUAAGAUUCAGUCGAGACUUAGUAAGUAUAAUUCCCGAAUGUUCAAAACGUAUUAGUAUGACUUAUGGAAGCCAAUCUUAGCGCUAUCUUUAGCGCUAAAUUUACCCUAAGAUAUUAUGUCCGUCCGUUAAGAGUGCUGAAAAAUUAUAUGUUUUAUAUUUUUAAGUAAGCUACAGCUACUGAACAAAUAUGUUCUUUAAUAUUUAUGAAUUACUUAUUUUGUGCCAUUGCUAUAACAAGCUAAAGCCUGCUUUAACUAACCUCGAAACUGAAUUUUUCAAUAACAACGAAAAUAUUUUUACAAAUAAUUUAGCAUAGGUAUAUGUGCUUCUUAUAUUAUUGGUAUAAACGAUAUUUACUGUUUAAAGAAGUAAAUCAAACUAUAUUGUUGGGUGCUUUAAGUUCAAAGUUUCUAGAAAGGGAAUCGAGUUGACAACUUAAAACAAAACAAACAAAUGAUGGUGCGUUCAUUUUGUUUGUUAAUUGUCAAACGGACCAUCGGAUCGUGACCAAUAUCUAGACACUUGUACCGUCCCUUAUAUGUUAUAGAUCAGCUAUAUACAAAUAUGCGUAGAUAAAUAAGACGUAACACUAUGAAUUUAUGUUUAUGUAUACCGUAGUAGCAGUAUUACUUACAUAAUUGUAAAUAUUUUAAUACUAAUCUACCAAAAUUAUGUUCGUAUAUAUAUAAGACAAUACAAUAUAAAAUAUUGUACAUAAAUAUUUUUUUAAGUGAAACAUAAUAUAUCAACAAAAGCAUAUAGUUAUGAAUUUUAUUUGAAAAGCUAAAUUCAUUUCUAAUUUAAAUAUUUUACAUUGUGAUAUUUAGACGCGAGCGCAUGAUUGAUUGGCAAUUGUAUGCGCAACGCUACGCACGUGUUGGCUUUGGAAAUUUAAUAAAAUUUCAAAUUAACUCAAAUAAGAUCACACCUAUCACAUAAGAUAUAAACAAUGUUUUGUAUACGUAAUUAUAAUUAAAUGUGCUGAACAACGAUUCCGUCCUCUUUUGGUGUUUGUAAAGUUUAUUAGCGAGUUGCAAGAAUAGCAUAAGUAAUAUAAUACAUAAUUUUAACAAUA